CCUUGUCUGUAUUUGAGUGUUUUGAUGGUUGAUUUACAGACGAUUAGGUUGUGACGAGAGUUGGCGGGAGAAAGUAUCGUGAAAUUUAUAUAACCAAAAUUUUCAUCCUUUAAACCAAUUUGUGGCAUCAUCUUAUCAGAGCCUGCUGACAGCUGUUCUGAUGGAUCUGGGGACUGUACGGGGAUCUCCCUUGAAACCUCUGUCAGAUGAGGCCACAAUUCCUGAUGAGGAUGCAGUCAGCAAGACUGGCUCAGACCUCUAUGAAACAAGUAGAAACAUGGAUUCCCCACUGACAGUGACGAGUCUGCAGACAGAUUCUGAGAUGGACAUGUCCGCCCAAGGGCAGCUAAUCACACAAGGAGAGAUUGAUGAGGAGUCCAGACUGGAAAAGGAAGCAGAACAGAAAGAGGAGGAGGAAGAAAAGAAGAGGAAGGAGCUGUGGCUGCACAUGGAGCAGGAUGGACGGGAGGAACGCUACAAACGUCUCCAGGUCCUCCUUAUGAAGAGUAACAUGUACACAGAGUACCUGCUACAGAGAAUGGAGCGACAAAAGGAGGAUGAAAAGAAAAGACGUGAGCGUAUUUUGAGGAAGCAGGUUAAGGAAGAACAGAAGAAAUCAGAGCAACAGAAGGGAGAGAACCAUGACCAGACUCAGGAUUCAAAACUACCGUACUCUGAAAAGCCUACAGAAAGUAUUACCAGCAGCCAGACCUCUACCGACUCGACGUCGGGCAGACAGACACGGUCUAGACUCUCCCUGCGGGCUCCUGUGUCCAAGUCUCGCUUGUCUUCCGCCCUGUCUCCUCCAGCCACACCCGGCCUCCAGUCUGCAGCCACACCUCAAUCACUGUCAGAGGACAAGGAGAAUCUGUCCAGCAGGCACAUUGGAAAUGAGGCUGAUCUUCAAAACCACAAGAAUGAGAUUCCAGUAUUACAAGAUUUUGAGGAGUGUUUGCGUGCGUACCUGGGUGAGACACUGGUGCCCCGGGUGUCAGACCAGACAUUUCUAGUGGAAGAGGAUCCACUGUAUUCCAAAUCCAAGAAAGGCAGAAAAAGGAAAAACAACAACUACAAUGAACAGUCACCUGAGGGGGCCAGACUACUCACACAGUUUUUUAAGCCAACAAAGAAAAGGAAACUAGAUAUGGGAGAGGAGGAAGAGGAAAAAGAACAAAUGCAGCCAAAAACAGAGAAAAAGGCUGCCCCUACUUCUGUUGACCUGUUCUCUGGAGAGGCAGACAUAGAGCUGGAUGGCACCAUCACCAGGCCUGCACUGCUCACCGGGGGAAGCCUGCGCAGAUACCAGGUGGAAGGGCUUAACUGGCUCAAGAUCCUGUUUGAGAAUGGAGUGAAUGGGAUCCUGGCAGAUGAGAUGGGGCUGGGUAAGACCAUCCAGUGUGUGGCCCUAAUGUGCCAGAUAGUGACCAUGGGGGCCCAGGGCCCGUACAUCGUGGUGGCCCCACUCUCCACUGUACCCAACUGGCACAAUGAGUUCAGGAGAUUUGCACCCAGGCUGCCAGUGAUCUUGUACCAUGGCAGUAAGGAGGAGAGGGUUCGGCUAGCCAGGAAGAUCCGUAAGCGCACGGAGGUUCUGCCAGGCAUAGAGAUCCACCCCGUGGUGAUCACGUCCUACGAGAUCGCCAUGAUUGACCGGCCCCAGCUGGCCAACUACUCCUGGACUUACAUGAUAGUGGACGAGGGACAUCGCCUCAAGAACCUCAACUGUCGUCUCAUCAGGGAGUUGAAGCUGUACCAGAACACCCACCGCCUGCUGCUGACUGGGACCCCUCUACAGAACAACCUGAAAGAGCUCUGGUCUCUCCUCAACUUUCUACUCCCGGAGAUCUUUGAUGAUCUCGGCAGUUUUGAGACAUGGUUUGACGUGUCCGUGAUCUCAGACGCUGCAGCAGAUGCAGCCAUCAUAGAAGAGGAGAAGAAGAAGAACAUUCUCAGCAUGCUACAUCAGAUCCUCACCCCGUUCAUGUUGCGGCGUGUGAAGGCUGAUGUGGACCUGGAUAUCCCUCCCAAGAAGGAGCUGAUAGUGUAUGCGCCCUUGACCAAGGUCCAGAGGGAGUUCUAUGAGGCAGCGGUGGACAAGACACUGCUUGAUAAAGUACAGACAAGAAAUAUGGAUGACUGGUGGCAUAGGGAUGAACAAGAGCUGGAUAUAGAGUAUGAUGCCAAGGGUCGGCCAAAGAGAGGGGCCAGGAAAUCUGUUUCAAAGGCUGUGUACAAUGGGCCUGGGUGCCAAAGUUCUAUAGUGAAUGUGAAGCUGGGAAGCGUGUGGAUGGACCUCAGGAAGUGCUGCAACCACCCCUACCUGCUCGAGUACCCUCUGGACCCUUCAGGACAAUUCCUGGUCAAUGAAGAGUUGGUCAAGAAGUCAGGCAAGAUGCUGCUACUGGACAAGAUGCUACCAGCCCUGAAGAAACACGGACACAAGGUCCUCAUAUUCUCUCAGAUGACCAAGAUGCUGGACAUCAUUGAGGACUACCUAUACUACAGGCAUAUCACCUUCUGUCGUCUUGAUGGAUCCACAAAAGUAGAGGACAGGCAGAUAUCGAUGGAGCUGUUCAACACAGAUGCUGAUCACUGGGUGUUCCUGUUGAGCACAAGAGCUGGUGGGCUGGGUAUAAACCUGGUGGGAGCUGACACUGUCAUCAUCUACGACAGUGACUGGAACCCCCAGAAUGACCUACAAGCCCAGGACAGGUGUCACCGUAUAGGCCAGACGAAGCCUGUGGUUGUGUACAGGUUUGUCACCAAGGACACCAUUGAUCAGAAGAUUGUGGAGAGGGCUGCAGGAAAGAGGAAACUCGAGAAGAUGAUCAUACACAAAGGCAAAUUCAAAAGUGGGAUUAUGAAGGACUACACCCCUGAUGUGAAGCCACUGUCUCCAGAAGAGUUGUGGGACUUGCUGAAGUCUCAUGACCAUUCAGGCGUCGUAGAAGAAAAAGAAGAGGCCAUCAGUGAUGCUGACCUUGAGGCACUUCUGGACAGAACAGACAUGAUCAGAGAGCACCAGGAGAACCAGAGAGUGAAACAGACUAGGGGCAAGGCCUGCUGCUAGAGAAGCCGUGUAUAGAACAAACAAUGGAGUUACCAACAUGAAAGACAGCCAAGAGUGCUUGCUUUAGAUCUUAUAAAGCUUAGGUGCUAUUUUGUUUGGGACCAAAUUAGUCUAUCUUUGAGAGAUAGAUGUUGAUGUUUUUAACUGUAUGCGUUACCACUUUACUCUGUAAAUACAUAUAUUUUCUCUAGUACGCGUCAGUAUAUUUUUAUUUUGUUUAUCUAUGUUUUUGCUACUUUGGCAGAUUUCAUGUAUUUAAUAUUUUUACCAAACAGUAUAACUAGAUGAAAUAUUUGAGAGAUGUAACUGAACAAUCAUAGAAAUGUUACAGUAACAGUAUGAAAGAAUGAGCAAUAACUUGUAUACAUUUAUCAUAAUCGACUGAUUGUCUGUAAUUUUGACUACAUUUUUAAGUAAUAUUUAUAUCACUGAAUGCUUACAGUUGAUACUAUAUAGUUGUUAGAUCAUUUGGUGUCUGUAUGUUCCUUGCACAUGUAUUGAUGCUGAAUCUAUAAAGAUAUUGUUUAAUCGGUUUGAAAAUGUUAAUUUGAUUUAUUAAUUUUGUUUUUCACCUGAAUAUCUCUAACUAUUCCUUAAACCAGUAUCUUCAAAAUACAAUGUUUGCCUUUAAAUUUAAUUGGACUUAAAUGGGUAGUCAGUCACCAACUAAGCAAAGCUGAGUAAUGCAAUUAUGAUGGCUAGUUUUGUAUCAGUUGAACUGCUGAAUAGUUGUUUUAUGUAGGACAUAGCCUAGCAAAUGUUUAUGUUAAUAUGUAGUUGGUAGAACAUAGAUACACUUUGUUAGCACACCAGUUCUUAUUAUAAAUUUGUUAAGUUUCAAGGAACUGGCCUUAUACAAGAAUUUAUCAUGUUGAUUGUUUGUGAGUUAGUUUCAGAAAUUUACCUUAAAUGCAUAAAAAAUGUGUAGGCUUAAUCAAACUGAAAUCAUUAUUGUUUUAAAUUUAUUAAUUCAUCCCUUUCAGUUCACAUCUUGAAGAAAAAUGAUCUUUAAUUUUAAAGGUAUGUAUAUAAUGCUUUUAGUAGUUGUAUUGUUUCUUUAUACAUAUAUGGUUAACUUACAUGAAAUGUUUAAUGUUAUCUUGUCAUACUCAGGAACGUCAUCUGACAAAAGUCAUUGUAUAAUGAAACUAAUCACAUCAUCUCAUCUACCACAAAAUAAGUUCAGAAAUGCCAUGUAUUUGCCAUUAAAUUCAGUUGUUACCAAAAGUUAAAAUAAAGAGUGAAAUGAUUUAUAA
This is a messenger RNA of Dreissena polymorpha, 4326 nucleotides long. RefSeq names its product lymphocyte-specific helicase-like. Gene Ontology annotation, cellular component: pericentric heterochromatin; nucleus. The record is from RefSeq and is a predicted model, not a curated record. The coding region runs from base 161 to 3070 and encodes 969 amino acids. NCBI's taxonomy places the organism in Eukaryota, Metazoa, Mollusca, Bivalvia, Myida, Dreissenidae. The transcript is spliced from 26 exons. Gene Ontology annotation, biological process: pericentric heterochromatin formation; DNA methylation-dependent constitutive heterochromatin formation; negative regulation of gene expression via chromosomal CpG island methylation. Gene Ontology annotation, molecular function: ATP binding; ATP-dependent chromatin remodeler activity; chromatin binding.